This is a messenger RNA of Diaporthe citri, 1047 nucleotides long. RefSeq lists its product as uncharacterized. The coding region runs from base 1 to 1047 and encodes 348 amino acids. The transcript has 3 exons. NCBI's taxonomy places the organism in Eukaryota, Fungi, Ascomycota, Sordariomycetes, Diaporthales, Diaporthaceae. The record is from RefSeq and is a predicted model, not a curated record. Gene Ontology annotation, molecular function: nucleotide binding.
AUGGCUGAUAAAGUGUUCAACGUUUCUGUAAUUGGAUAUGGACUGUCCGCGAAGGUCUUCCACAUCCCCUUCGUGGCGGCGACGAAGAACCUGAAGUUGCACUCCAUCCUUCAACGAAAGCCCUCCGAAGGCAACUCGGCGCCCGAGGACCACCCCGAGGUCAAGCAUUAUACCUCGUUCGACACCUUGCUCCAAGAUCCCGAGAUCGACCUCGUCGUCCUGUCCACCCCGCCAAAUACCCACUUCGAGCAGGCCAAGCGAGUCAUCGAGAGCGGAAAGCACGUCCUCGCCGAGAAGCCCUUCGUGCCAACCUCGGCCGAGGCUGAGGAGCUGGUCAAGCUGGCAAAAGAGAAGAACAAGCUGCUUUGCGUCUAUCAGAACAGAAGGUGGGAUGCGGACUUCCUAACCGUCCAGCAUCUCCUCCAGGAAAACAAACUGGGGCGAGUUUACGAGUUCGACACGCACUUCGACCGCUACCGGCUAGACGCCCCCACGUCAUGGAAGAGCACCCUGACCAUGGCCGACGGCAACGGGGCCAUCUACGACCUGGGCACGCACCUGCUCGACCAGGUCUACGUGCUCUUCGGCAAGCCCACCGCGGCCUACGGCAAGUUCACCAACCAGCGCGAGGGCAGGCUCGUGUCCGGGGUCGGCGGCGUCGAGAACGAGCCGGACAGCAUCUACGCGACGCUCAGCUACGCCGAAAAGGGCCUGCUGGUCCACGUGCGCAUCGGGACCGGGCUGGACGCGCAGGAGCCGCAGCUGAAAGCGGGCAUGAAGAUCACCGACGCGGGCUUCGGCGUCGACGGCGCCGCGUACAACGGCACCAUCGAGGUGGUCCAGGACGACGGGUCCAUCCAGGACUUCACCUUCCCCAACGUCGAGCCCCAGACCUACCUGAGGUUCUACGAGCUCCUCGCCAAGGCACUGGCGUCUGGGAAGCAGGACGACCUCCCUGUGCCGGCCCAGGAGGCGGCCGAGGUGCUCAAGAUUGUCGAGGCCAUUCAGGAGAGCGCCCGUACCGGGAAGGAGGUCUCUGUGGCAUGA